UUUUCCUCAUUAACGGAUUUGGUCUAUCACACAAAAUAAUCCGAACAUGGUACCCGGCCCCUGGUAUCGUAACGUUCAAGCUGCAGGUCGACAGCUUAUUGUCAUGGCUCAUUCCAGCAACGAUGGGAUUCUGUCUGCAGCCAGUCUUCCCCCCUGGGCGGCGGCCUGUCCGCAGCCAGUUUUCUCCUCCAUCAUGCCAAGGACUGAAAAUACCCACGUCUAGACUCUAGGCCCAGGGUCUCUAGCCACGCUGGUUCCAGGUCUCUUACCAGAAUUCUCAAACCAACUAGUGAUCCGAAGCCAUGGCAGGUAUAUAAGACCUCACCGUGGCUCAGAUGGCUUCUGCAAGGGCAUCAAGGACGACACGUGCAGAACUCAGAAUUCGUUCCCUUUGUACUCAUUAGCGAGAUCUUUAACAGUGAAAUGGAUGAUGUGGAGCAGUGUCGGGCGGGCUUGCAGGAGUGUCCCCUCGACGAUUCUCGUCGACCAACUUUUCUAAAUAAUCUUGGUAGUAGCCUUCGACAAAGGUUCCUUCAGCAUGGAGACAUGUCUGACCUGUCUGAAUCCAUCGAUCUCCAUCGAGCUGCACUGGCGCUUCAUCCCCCUGGCUGUCCUGAUCGAUCCACGUCUCUCAAUGGCCUUGCCAGCAGCCUUCGAAACAGAUACAUGCAGCGAGGAGACAUGUCUGACUUGUCCGAGUCCACUGAGCUCUAUCAAGCUGCACUAGAGCUCUGCCCCCCUGGCCAUCCUGAACGAUCCAUCUCUCUCAAUGGCUUUGCCAACUGUCUUUCAAACAGAUUCGAGGAGCGGGGUGUCCUGUCCGACCUGGAUGACUCCAUUAAGCUCCAUCAAGCUGCGCUAGCACUCCGUCCCCCUGGCCAUCCUGAUCGAUCCAUGUCUCUCAACAACCUUGCUAAUAGCCUCCGAAACAGAUUCCAGCAGCAGGGCAUGAUGUCUGAUCUUAAUGAGGUUAUUGAGCUCCAUCGUGCUGCACUACUACUCCGCCCCCCUGGCCAUUUUGACCGAUUCAUGUCUCUUAAUAACCUUGCCAUCAGCCUUCAAGAGAAAUUUGAGCAGCAGGGCAUGCUGUCUGACUUGGAUGAGGCCAUCGAGCUCCAUCGAGCUGCUCUGGUGCUCUGUCUCCCUGGUCAUUCCAAUCAAUCUCUGUCUUUGAGUAAUAUCGCUAUAUCCCUUCAAAGCAGAUUCCAACACCGGGGAAUGCUGUCUGACCUGGAUGAGGCCAUUGAGCUCCAUCAGGCUGCCGUGGCACUCAGUCCCCUUGGCCAUCCUCAUCGAUCCUCGUCUCUCAACAACCUUGCCAACAGCCUGCGAGACAGAUUCUUGCAGCGGGGUGCGCUGUCGGACCUGGAUGAGGCAAUCGAGCUCCAUCGAGCUGCACUGGUGCUCCAUCCCUCCGGUCAUUAUCAUUCCACGUCUCUCAGCAAUCUUGCCAACUGCCUUCAUGAACAAUUCCAGCAGCGGGGCAACCUGCCUGACCUCGAAGAGGCCAUUGCCCUCCAUCGAGCUGCGCUACUACACCGUCCUCCUGGCCAUUCUGAUCGGUCGAUGUGUCUCAACAACCUUGCCACAAGCGUUCACGAAAGAUUCUUGCAGCAGAGUGCGCCAUCUGACAUUGAUGAGGCUAUUGAACUUCAUCGAGCUGCGCUGGAGCUUCGCCCCAUUGGUCAUUCUGAUCGAUCCAUGUCUCUCAACAACCUCGCCAUUACCCUUCAACACAGAUUCGUGCAACGUGCCAUCACGUCGGACUUGGACGAGUCCAUCGAGCUUCAUCAGGCUGCACUGGAGCUCCGUCCUCCUGGACAUAUUGAUCGUUCCUCGUCUCUCCACAACCUUGCCAUUAGCCUUCAACGCAGAUUCAGGCAGCGUGGCGUCUUCGCUGAUCUGGAUGUGUCCAUCGAGCUCUAUCGAGCUGCAUUGGUGCUGCAUCCUUCUGGACAUUCUCAUCGAUCUUCGACUCUCAACAACCUUGCCACCACCCUUCGGGACAGAUUCCAGCAUCGGGGUGCCCUGUCUGACCUAGAUGAGUCCAUCGAGCUUCAUCGAGCUACACUGGAGCUUCGCCCCCCCGGCCAUUCUGAGCGACACAUGUCUCUCAACAACCUUGCCAUAGGUCUCGGAGAUAGAUUCAAGUGUCGGGGUGUGCCGUCUGACCUUGAUGAGGCCAUUGAGCUCCAUCGAGCUGCACUGAUUCUCUGUCCCCUUGGUCAUUCUGAACGAUCCUUAUCCCUCAACAACCUUGCAGCAAGCCUUCACUGCAGAUCUGAGCAGCGGGGUGACAUAUCUGACUUAGAUGAGUCCAUCGAGCUCCAUCGCGCUGCAUUGGAUCUCCAUCCUCUUGGCCAUUCUGAACGAUCCACAUCAAUCAACAACUUGGUCAUUGGUCUUCAAGACAGGUUUCAUCGGCAGGGUCUGUCAUCAGACUUGGACGAGUCAUUUAGGCUUUAUUUACAACUCCCCCAAGUAUCCCAUGCAGUCUCUCGUGUAGAUCUUUCUAUCGCCAUGACCUGGGUCGCCUCUGCCGAGCAGUUCAAGCAUAGCUCCGCAUUGGUUGCUUAUCAGACCACUUUGAACUUCCUGGAUCAGCACCUUGCCAUUAUGAUGUUUUCUACACAUCAUUUCAAUGCCAUUAGGUUGGACGCUUCGUCUAUUGCAAUGGAUGCUUUUUCGUAUUGCGUUCGUCGCGGUGCUUUGUCGACUGCUGUGGAGUUGGUGGAGCAAGGUCGUGCAAUAUUUUGGACUCAGUUGGCACGCUUCCGCACACCACUGGACGAGCUUUCUGCAUCAGGUGACACCGGUAAUGCCUUGGCAGAAGAGGUCAGGCAUCUCAGCUCUCUCCUUCGCACCGCGUUAGAUGCAUCCACUGCAGAUCAGUCCCCACAAAUCCGGCAAUCUAUCAUGCAAUGGGAUGACCUGAUCUCUCGCAUUCGCAUGUUGUCACAAUUUUCCCGUUUUCUCCUACCUCCGCUGUUCUCUGACCUUCAAAAAGCGGCAGAAAAUGGAGCGGUUAUCAUUGUCAAUGCAAGCCAGUACAGCUGCGACGCCUUGAUUAUCCUGGUUGACCAAGAUCCUGUCCACAUUCCACUUGAUAUUGCACGAGUUGAGGUCUCCGAGUUGUCUUCCGAGUUCCAGUCCCUCACGGCUCAUGCCGGCUUAUCUAAUCAUAAAGUCGAAUCAUACAAGAUCGUUUAUAUCCUACGCCAGCUUUGGGAUGGUGUUGUUGAGCCCGUAGUUCAAGCGCUCAGGAAGUUUAUUCCACGCGGCUCACGGAUCUGGUGGUGUCCUACCGCGGAGUUCACGCUGCUUCCUCUCCAUGCAGCAGGACCAUAUGGGCUGAACACUCAUAACCUUUCUCAUUUCUACAUCUCUUCAUACACCCCGACCUUGGCCGCACUCAUUCGUGCCAGGCAGCAGGUUUCCCGAAAUGAAUCCCAGGAUCGUUUCGUUGCCAUUGGCCAAGCAAACCCGGAAGGACAGAAGAGCCUCCAGUUUGUUUCUGAUGAGUUGGCCGCUGUUGCCCAACGUGUCGCAACUGUCCUGCCCUUUACGUCGCUCGAGGACAGCGACGCAACUGUUCAAGGAGCACUUGAUGCACUACGCCAAAACCAGUGGGUUCACCUUGCCUGCCAUGGUUUACCGAAUCGGAAGCAACCGUUCGAAGCUUCAUUUGCAAUGCGCGAUGGGCGUUUGACGAUCAGGGACAUCAUCCAAUCUCGCUGGCAGAGCCCGGAGUUUGCGUUCUUGUCGGCUUGCCAUACUACCGUGGGCGAUGAGUCGAGCCCUGACGAGGCGAUCCAUCUCGCUGCUGCGAUGCAAUUCGCUGGAUUUCGCAGUGUGAUAGGUUCUAUGUGGUCUGUCGACGAUAACGUUGCACGCCAGAUUGUUGCUACUUUUUACGACAAUAUGGUUGAUAGCUCAGGGAGAUUGGACUGCACACGUGCUGCUGUAGCUUUACAUAAGGCUGUGAAGACACUGCGCAAGAAAAGUGAUAUUUUUCCACUGGAACAACAGAUUGUAUUUAUUCACAUAGGUGUCUAG
Molecule: messenger RNA, 4056 nt
Organism: Suillus clintonianus
Lineage: Eukaryota; Fungi; Basidiomycota; Agaricomycetes; Boletales; Suillaceae
Product: TPR-like protein
Exons: 3
Coding region: 424-4056 (1210 amino acids)
Molecular function (GO): protein binding
Source: RefSeq, a predicted model, not a curated record